Messenger RNA from Cajanus cajan (pigeon pea), 925 nucleotides. The record is from RefSeq and is a predicted model, not a curated record. Lineage: Eukaryota; Viridiplantae; Streptophyta; Magnoliopsida; Fabales; Fabaceae.
UGAAGCGGUUUCAACACUUUUCCUUUUCGAUUUCUCGAUGCUAAUUUUUUUCUCUCCUUGAACAAAGAGUUUCUCCAAUGCGAACGUUCAGGGAGAAGGACAAGAAAAGAUCGUAAACGAGGCGCAAUCGCCGUCAGAGGUGCAUGCGCGUGGUGUUCUUGGUGAAACCAGAGGAAACGGAGGCGGCGUCGGAAUCGGAAUAUGUUGGAGGCGAAUGCCAAGUUCUGCAGAGUCUAGGUUCAACUUGUUCACAAACUCAUACUACACACACAAAAUCAGAUAGGACAUACAAAGGGUCAUAUGGCGCUGCUUCAUGUAAAUACUUCUGCACGAAUCUUACUUCGUUGAAUUUGAGCUAUGCUGAUGUCAAUGCGCUUCAGCUAAAAUCAAUUAUUCGACACUGUCAUAAGCUGCAAAUAUUGUGGGAUGUGGUUUUGCUAAAUACUCUCAGAGAGAUAUGGCUCUGGAAGCUAUUAAUGGACUUAAUGAACCUAUACAAUGAGAGCGUACAACAAUAAAGUAGAGUCAACAAGUCCAAUGAUGAUGUAACUAUCUCUUCCUUAAACAUUGUCAGUAACUUCCUUAGAGCAUCUCCAAUUGGGGUUGCUUAUAAGCAAUUCCCAUUGCAGAUGCUCUUACAAAAUUUGGGCAGAGUGCUUUGGCUGAUGCAAGAGACCAUGUUUGGGAGAUGACUGAAAAGGAAAUCAACAUCUUCCUCUAGAAGACAUUAUAUUCUGCAAUAAAUUCUUGUUAUAAAUUAGAACAUUUUUUUUUAAAUUUUGCAUAUAUUUGUUGUUGAAAGUGUUCUAAAUUUUUGUGUUUUUCUUAAGUUGUUCUUAUCUUUCGGAGAAAGAAAGACAGAAAGACAUCCGGUUGAUUGAUGUUCACUAGAAGUGUUAAAAGAUAAUUUGUUAUUAUAUUAAAA